This is a messenger RNA of Plasmodium gonderi, 2619 nucleotides long. Its product is annotated as transcription factor IIIb subunit. The coding region runs from base 1 to 2619 and encodes 872 amino acids. NCBI's taxonomy places the organism in Eukaryota, Apicomplexa, Aconoidasida, Haemosporida, Plasmodiidae. Gene Ontology annotation, cellular component: transcription factor TFIIIB complex; transcription preinitiation complex; nucleus. The transcript is spliced from 3 exons. Gene Ontology annotation, molecular function: RNA polymerase III type 3 promoter sequence-specific DNA binding; RNA polymerase III general transcription initiation factor activity; TBP-class protein binding. The record is from RefSeq and is a predicted model, not a curated record. Gene Ontology annotation, biological process: transcription preinitiation complex assembly; transcription by RNA polymerase III; DNA-templated transcription initiation.
AUGCUGAAUCAAAUCGUAUGUCAAAAUUGCAACAGUACGGAUGUUGAAACAAAUGAAGGGCAGGGAGAGGUCAUCUGCCUUAGAUGUGGUUCCGUCCUUGAGGAAAACAAAAUUGUUGAAUCGUUGGAGUUCGUAGAAAAUAACAAUGGAGCUAUUUCAAUGGUUGGUCAAUUCGUUCCGUCAAGCGGAAACAAAUCCUUCAUACUUUCAUGGGGAGUCAGAGAAAGCAGAGAAAUAUCUCUUCAGAAAGGGUAUAUAAACAUCCAGAAAAUUGCAGAUCAAUUACACCUUUCUACUCAGUAUGUGGAAUCAGCACAAAGAAUUUAUUUGAUGGCAUUGCAAAGAAAUUUCACAAUGGGAAGAAAUAAUUCUUAUGUGGCUGCAUCUUGUCUAUAUACAAUAUGCAGAAGAGAAAAAUCACCAGUAAUGCUAAUAGAUUUUAGUGACAUUUUACAAACUCCUGUAAAACCAUUAGGCAAAACAUUUAUGAAAUUGUUAAGAUUGUUACAUAUAAAUGUGCCGAAUAUAGAUCCGUCUCUGUAUUUAGAACGAUUCGCACAUAAACUUAAUUUAAAGAAUGAUAUAUAUAAAGUUACGUACACAGGGAUAAAACUGAUUCAAGCAAUGGCAAGAGAUUGGAUUUGUACUGGAAGAAGACCAACAGGUUUAUGUGGAGCUGCUCUAUUAAUAUCUACACGUAUGCAUGGUAUUUUUAUUAAUUCUAAUACUAUUGCAAAUAUUGUAAGAAUUUCAAAUCCAACAAUUGUUAAAAGAUUAUCAGAAUUUAAAAAUACUAGUACAGCAAAAAUGAAAGUUUCUGAUUUUGAUAAAAUACAUCUAAACGAUAUCCCUUCAAAUUCAUUGCCUCCUUGUGUUAUUGCAAACAAUAGAAGAAAAUUCAAAAGAGAUAAUAUGAUUAAAAAUAAAACCUUAUCUCUUUGUGAUAGCGAAGAUAUCUGUUCUGCUCCCACUUCUCCUGCUGCAUGUGAUAAAACAACGAGAGAUUCUGAACAAUUCCUCCAUUCCGAAGAAAAGUUUUCUCCCAAUUGUAAUGAAGACACAGUAUCACUCCACAACACUAUGAAUAGUGUAAAUGAAUAUGACGCGGAUGACUCUUGUUCAUACAAUAAUUUAACUCUGUUAGAUGGUCGAUCCUCAUGCAAUGGCUUGGAGGAUAUCACCACAACUGGCUGUAGUGUGAACGGAGGAUGUACCAAGAACAGCGAUCUGAUGAGUGGACACGUGUGCAUUUAUAUGUGUGACAAUGAUUGUCGUCAGAUGACUAAUCAGAACAUCCAUUUGAAUAUGACAUUAAGUAGCCGAUUAUCGAGUGGAAAGAUUGCCAGGGAGAACGAAACAGAGGAUGGAGAUGUUGCAUCGAGCUUUGGAAUAGAUGUAGAAGAAAUCUGCAAUGAAAAUCCAGAGGGAAAUGAUAUAGAUGAAUUAGCCAAAAAAAUUAUCAGCAAGAUCGAUGUGGAAAAGCAAUCGAAUAUUUUUAAAAUGAGAGAUAGUUCUGAUAAUAAUAAUAAUGCUCAAUUUGAUAGUGUGAGAAGUGGCUGUAGUGACAACAUGGGGAAAAGCAACAAAAAUGAAAAAUUCUCAGACGGUCAGAAUGAAAAGGGAUCAAUCGAUAACGAAGCAAUAGUGAAUGAAGCAAUAGCGAAUGAAGCGAUAGAGAACGAAUCAAUAGCGAACGAAGCAAGCAUCGACAAAAUGAAGAUCAAAAAUGAAAGAAAUCUAGAUCAAGAGGACAAGCUUUCCAUCAAGUCGACGCUAGCUAUUUCAAGCACAAACCGAUUAUCCGAGUUAGAGCACGUACAAACAACUGAAGCGAUUAUCAGUAAAAAUCUUACACAUCCACGUAAUAUAUGUGAAAAUAAAAAUUCCCAUCUCAUCCCACAUGAGUUGGAAAACAAUUCUAGAAAUGUCCAUGAUCACGCUUUUUUCAGAAAUGCAUUAAAUAGUAAUGAAGUGGAGCAAGAGAAUAUCAUAAAUUUAAACCCUGAACCAGGUGAAUCGAUAUAUCAUAACACACUUAAAGAGACCCUUAGUUCUGAAUUAAGCAAUAUACUAAAUGAUGUUGAUGAAUUUAACAUUUUGGGGUAUGGGAGUAACAGAGAAGACAAUUAUCGAAAUAAUGAAAAAAAUAGUAUUAAUGAUGAUACAAAUAAUGCAAGCAGUAUUUUAUCUGAUUUCAAUUAUAUAUUUGGAAAUAAUUCCAAUAUCAUGGAUAAUCAAGAUGCCAGUGUAGAAGAUACUUUAUCAGAUGAUGGAUCAAUAGAUGAACUUAAUGAAUCACUAUCCGAUUUUUACGAUAGCGAAAUUGAAGGUAUGAUCUUAUCAGAAAAAGAAAGAAAAAGUAAAAUGCUAAUAUGGGAUGAUAUGAUGAAAACUCGUUUCCCACAAUAUUUUAAACAGCUUAAAAAACAAAAGAAAAGAACGAAUUAUUAUCCUGAUCAUCUGGAAGAAAAAAAUAUAAAAAAGAAGAAAAAAGAAAAUGAUGAUCUUCCAGAAAUGCAAUCUACUGGAGAUUCUGUUAUCAUGGCUUUACAAAAAUCAGAUAAAAAUAUCUCAUCUUUAAUGAAUUAUGACGUACUAAAGUCCCUUUUUUCGUCAUGA